Hemibagrus wyckioides is the source of this 4082-nucleotide messenger RNA. It is a transcript of the gene dync1i2b, whose product is annotated as dynein, cytoplasmic 1, intermediate chain 2b. Gene Ontology annotation, cellular component: cytoplasmic dynein complex. Gene Ontology annotation, biological process: transport along microtubule. The transcript has 17 exons. The coding region runs from base 151 to 2097 and encodes 648 amino acids. NCBI's taxonomy places the organism in Eukaryota, Metazoa, Chordata, Actinopteri, Siluriformes, Bagridae. Gene Ontology annotation, molecular function: dynein heavy chain binding; dynein light chain binding. The record is from RefSeq and is a predicted model, not a curated record.
UCUGGUGUAAAAUCUUCCCGGCGGCCAUAGCAGUCUAGGAUCCUGUUACAAACCGGGGAAAGAGGAUAAAUAAGUUAUAAUCCUGAAGAACAAAUCCUUCAUAACAGGACUUUAUACGCGAUUAUAACGACUCUUCGCUAUUUAAACAUAAUGUCAGACAAAAGCGAGUUGAAGGCGGAACUGGAGAGAAAGAAACAGCGCCUUGCCCAGAUCAGGGAGGAGAAGAAGAGAAAAGAGGAAGAGCGCAAGAAAAAAGAAACUGAAGGACGUGGGGAAGGUGCCUCUCCGCCCAACGAUGACUCUGAUCUGGAGAGGAAGAGGAGGGAGACGGAGGCUCUGCUGCAGAGCAUGGGCAUCACCGAUCCUGCCAUGGUUCAGCCUCUGCGAAUAGUAACAGAGGAUACAUGUCUGUUUCAUUAUUUAGUCCCCCCUCCCAUGUCUCCCUCUGCCAAAUCAGUGGGCACUCCGAGUGAAACCGGCAGCCAGGACUCGGUGGAUGGCGCCGCUGGACCCAGGACUCUGCACUGGGAUUCUGACCCCUCUACCCUCCUGCUGCAUUCAGACUCUCAGCAUGGACGAGGUCCCCUCAGGCUCUGCAUGGCUAAACUGACUCAGGUGGACAUUCCUCCCCGAGAGCUCGUGUCGUACUCUAAGGAGACUCAGACACCCGUCAGCACUCAGCCUAAAGAUGCGGAAGAGGAAAACGAGGAGGAGGAUCUGGCAGUGGCACCGGCCGCUCUCGAGACUCACGAAAACGAAAAUGAACCUCACGCUGAGGAAGAGGAGGCGCCACCUCAUGAGCUGACGGAGGAGGAGAAGCAGCAGAUCCUGCACUCGGAUGACUUCCUGACAUUUUUUGAUCACAGCUCUCGCAUCGUGGAGCGCGCUCUCUCUGAGCAGGUGGAUGUCUGUUUCGACUACAGUGGACGAGACCUUCAGGACAAAGAAGGAGAGACCCAAGCUGGCACCAAGCUGUCGCUGAACAGACAGUUCAUAGAAGAGCGCUGGUCCAAACACAGAGUGGUCACAUGUCUGGAUUGGUCACCUCAGUACCCGGAGUUGUUGGUGGCCUCCUACAGCAGUAAUGAAGAAGCUCCUCAUGAGCCGGAUGGUGUGGCGCUGGUGUGGAACAUGAAGUACAAGAAAACAACAGCGGAGUAUGUCUUCCACUGUCAGUCGGCGGUGAUGUCCGCAGCGUUUGCACAGUUUCAUCCGAACCUGGUUGUGGGCGGGACGUACUCUGGGCAGAUCGUCCUGUGGGAUAAUCGCAGUAACAAGCGGACACCAGUACAGAGGACACCUCUCUCUGCCUCUGCACACACGCACCCGGUGUACUGUGUGAAUGUCGUCGGGACUCAGAAUGCUCACAACCUCAUCAGCAUCUCUACUGAUGGCAAAAUGUGCUCCUGGAGCCUGGACAUGCUCUCCACACCUCAGGAUAGCCUGGAGUUGGUGUUUAAGCAAUCUAAACCAGUGGCAGUGACAUCUAUGGCAUUUCCUUUGGGUGAUGUUAAUAACUUUGUGGUGGGCAGUGAGGACGGCACCGUCUAUACCGCCUGCAGACAUGGCAGUAAAGCGGGGAUAAGCGAGAUGUUCGAAGGUCAUCAUGGCCCAGUUACAGGGCUUGACUGUCACACAGCCACCGGACCAGUCGAUUUCUCUCACCUGUUUGUGACGUCUUCCUUCGACUGGACCGUCAAGCUGUGGAGCACUAGGAACACUAAGCCUCUGUACUCGUUUGAGGAUAACUCUGACUACGUGUAUGACGUCAUGUGGUCUCCUGCUCACCCUGCGCUGUUUGCCUGCGUCGACGGAGUCGGGCACCUUGACUUGUGGAACCUCAACAACGAGACUGAGGUUCCCUCAGCUUCAGUGACAGUAGAGGGGAACCCUGCACUAAACCGUGUACGCUGGGCCAAUUCCGGUAGAGAGGUCGCCGUCGGUGAUUCUGAGGGUCGUGUACACAUCUACGACGUAGGAGAGCAGAUCGCCGUGCCGCGGCCGGACGAAUGGACCCGCUUCCUUAAAACGCUCAGUGAACUCGGGGAGAACCAGGAGGAGGCAGAGGAUCUGGCAACCCAGCGCCUUGCCGCCUGAUUUGACUCCUGAGCUCCUCGCAGUGAUCCUCACACUCCAAGGGUCAGAGGUUUUAUAUUUCUGUAGAGCGAGGCUAAAGCUUCCUGUGUGACAAUCUCGAGCUUCCCUUCACUGCGCUGAAACACUUCCACUUUAAUCUGUCAGGAUGAUGGAAAAUGAUGAGUGUGAUAAGCACAAUAAAAGAAGUUAAGGGAUGUGUUUUUAGAAAGUAGGGAAGAUCACGAGAGCUGAAGCUCACGCUAAUCCACUAGAAACCAUUAUAUUAAUCAGUGCACUGGCGAACUUCUCUAUUUUCCGGGCUUUAAGAAGUGUUUUUUUUUCCUCUAGCAGGAUGUAGAUGUUUGUUUUAUUGUGAUUUGCCCCAGUUGUUUUGUAUAUUUACGGUAAUUAAUUGCAGUUUCAUUUUAAAUGACAUUAAAUUAACACCACCGUUGACUUUGACACUGAUAUAAAACCUCGUGAACUGGCAUUGUGUACAUGAAUUAGCAUCACUGUAGCCCCAAACAGAACUAACAGGAGCCGGAAACAAGAAAGCUGUAGUGUUAAACAUGUAGCUAGCUAAUGAUAGCUAUGCCGGCUAAAGAGUUUCUGAGGUAAAAUUUCAUGCAAGGGAUAACGUUUUCACGUAAUUAUGUUUCAAAUAACAGAAAUUUAACUUAGAAUGAGGCUUUCAGUGUCUGUUCGCUAGUCAGCGCUGGUUGGUAUGAUUUACACAACAAAAUUACAUGUAUUUUUUUUUUAUAUAUAUAAUCCGGAAGAUAUGGUAUUUAUUUGAAGAAAAAAACUCCUUUUUUAUAAAAUCUUAUGAUUUGUGUAUUAGUGUGUUUAUGAACUAGCCUAGCAUAACAUUGGAAUGCUGAUGUUUGUUAAGCACACUGAAGGAGAAAAGCACACACACACGUCACUGAUGUCUAAAAACCAGCAAGAAGUGAAAUGAAGUCGAGUUUUGUGUAGCAGACGCAGCUGCAGUUUUUCAAAACACACUACCUGAGUGUGAGUUAAACUCUUUACGGCGGUCAUUUUGUCCUAGAAAAUACUUCCUGAUCCGAUCCGAUCCUCUCCUCUCCUCUCCUCUACUCUACUCUACUCACCCAGGCCCUAGAGAGUCAAGUGUGUGAUUUGAGACAGAUCUCUUCUUUUUCAAGUUUUCACUAAAACUUUUCCAAUAUUUUUGUAAAAUCUGAAUGAUUAGUGCUCCUUUGGAAAAGAUUAGCAUUGAUGAUUUUAAUCUGAAAUGUUUCUACUUUAGUGUAAAGAUGUUCAGUGAUGCUUUGUUUUAACCACUAAUAUUUAUAUAUUUAUAUACCUUCUCUUUUAACAGUUAAUACAUUAAUAAAAUAAAAGGGCUGGUGAGUUUACCCAUAGCAUGUUCACCUAACGUCAGAAUUGCUCUAGUAACCGAAACGUACUAGUAAUGGAUAUACUGAAAAAUAUGUUUGUUAGCAGUUAAGCUAAGUAAACCAUUUUUUUUAGAAUUAGCUUUUAAGACAAAUCUAAAGACAUAAAUCUAAGACAAAGGGCAGUGGUUAAGGCUAUGGGUUGUUGUUCAGAGGAUCGGGGUUCAAGCCCCAGCACCACCGAGCUCCACUGUUGGGCAGUUGAACAAGGUUCUUAACCCUCUCUGCUCCAGGGGCACUGUAUCAUGCGCUCUGACCCCAACUUCCUCAGCUGGGAUAUGUGAAGAAAAGAAUUCCACUGUGCUGUAAUGUAUGUGUGAGGAUAAUAAAGGCUUCAUGCCCCUUCAUAAAUGCUAGGGGGCUAAAUCACUCGAUAUAUUGACUGUCUAUUCUGACUGAAAAUGAGCGACUGUUAAGUGUUAACGUGUGUUUGCUCUCCGAACUGCAACUUUUGUCCUUCCUGUAAUUCUGACACAACGUGAACAUGCUAACAUUUACAAUCCCGUAUCGUUUACAGGCUGGUGUUUAACAUGCUGCACUGUUUUUAAAACACUUUCUUGUACUAUAUUAAAAUAACUUUUUACGUCA